ACGUUCAGUUGAACACCUCAAGCUUCCACAAACACACUACAAUAUUGAUGGGGGUAGCAAGCUCAAUAUCUUCAGCAGACGACAAAAGGAAAACAAGAGGAACGGUAAAGAUUGCACUGUCGAAGUGAACCGAGCUGCUGACACAAUAAUGAUUCAAUAUUCCCCAGGGAGCAUGUUGGCCAUGAUCCAGGAAGAGAACAAGAUCUGCUCCCAGGACACAACUCUGGAGUACUUGAUCCUCCUUCUUUCCAAAGUGGCUCUGAAUACACUAGUCUUGUCCUUCUGGUUGAGGAGCAUUACCAAAACACUCCUUGGUGUUUGUAGCAUCUUGAUAUACCUGGCGGAUCUGCUGCUGAUCUGCUCCAUCUUCUGGGCAUGGUUGUUCCGGGAGAACCAUGGUACCUAUGAAGUCGUGUGCUUCAGCCUUUCAUACAGCUCCGCUGUUUACUCCCUGCUACCUCUGCCUGUCCUACUGGCAGGAGCUUUAGACUGUGUUAUCCAUCAACAUGUGGGCUUUGAUCAGAAGUCUUUAGGCAGAACUGCUGUCCGCUGUGCGGUAGUGUUGCUGAUUUGGACACUGGCUUGCUUUUACUCUUUCUGCUACACAAACACAGAGCUGCUGACCAUCCAGUACAAAGAUGUCAAAGCUCUUGUGUGCUCUGUAGAAGGAUCUGUGGCAGUCAGUCAUUUCAGUUUGAUUCUAUUCAUCAUUUUAGGCUAUAUACUUCUGUUUCACUGCAGAAAGCUCCCACGCUGGAUUCGCCUGGCUAAUAAAUUGGCCAAGCAGAGGACUGGCUCACUUUCUAUGAGUGAUCUAGACUUUUCUAGGAAUCUGGAAAAGCUUGAAUCAGGAGCCUUUGAGGACGAUUACAUGGAUAUCAUGCAGGAUCGUCCUCCUCUCAGCAUCAGUCUGGUUCUUUGCUUUGCAUUGAACUGGACACCUUACGUGCUUAUGAGCGUGACCUGUGAUCUCCUGGGAUUUACGGUGCCAGCUUACGCAAGUGUCAAUCUCCUUUGGACUGCCUGUGCCAACAGCUUUCUGGUGGGUAUGGCUUUCUGGUACAGAAGCAAUAAGCAUGGACCUUUCUGUACACUGCCAGAUGACAUUUGUCCAUGGAGCUUUUACUGGUAUUUGAGUAAGGAAAAUGGCCAGUUUACAGCUAGCACAAAACUCAAGACUGAACCGUCAAUUCUCCAGACUCUACAAUAACUUUUGGCAGUGAAGAUACCUUUUCAUUUGCAUCUUGUCUGAUCAUCUCUGGCACAAAGUCAGAUGAGCUACAUCAUAAACCCCCCCGUCACUUCACAAUGGUGAAAAACGCAUUUCUAUGAAUAAAACACAUCGGAGGUCACAGGGUGAGCUGCUUUGGGAAAAAUGCACAAGGUUGUCCAAAACAUGAGAAUGUUAUAUAUUCAGUGCUUCAAACAAACCCGUAAGUGUAUUAACAGAUCCAUGUGCUGUUUAAUGUGUUCCAGACAUGUUUUCUUCAGUACAGAAAUUUCAUUUUUUUUACCUUUAUAUCCUUAUCUGUAAAUGUUAGAAAUUCAUGCCAAUAUUUCCAUUUUACAUAAAAGCUCGUCCUGACAGCGAGUGAGUCUCCAUUAAACUUCACUGAAUGAGCGCGAGUCCAUGCAUGCGCGUCAGUCAAACAGCACGCAAUAGAAAGGAAGCGCAUUAACUUUGACUAAAAUAUUCAUUUUGAUCAAAUAUGUUGUUCGAUGCUAUGUUUAGAAACAAAAGUAAUUGUGUUGAGAGCAGUAACUGUAAUGGGGUUAUAACAUGUCAUUGUAUAUAAAUGUAAGACAUGUCAUACAUUACCAGAAUAAAGUAACAUUACUGUGUUCAAA
Ictalurus punctatus (channel catfish) is the source of this 1848-nucleotide messenger RNA. RefSeq names its product probable G-protein coupled receptor 160. Gene Ontology annotation, cellular component: signaling receptor complex; plasma membrane. The transcript has 2 exons. Lineage: Eukaryota; Metazoa; Chordata; Actinopteri; Siluriformes; Ictaluridae. Bases 149 to 1210 code for a protein of 353 amino acids. The record is from RefSeq and is a predicted model, not a curated record.